Leptomonas pyrrhocoris is the source of this 4590-nucleotide messenger RNA. RefSeq lists its product as hypothetical. The record is from RefSeq and is a predicted model, not a curated record. The coding region runs from base 856 to 4590 and encodes 1244 amino acids. Lineage: Eukaryota; Euglenozoa; Kinetoplastea; Trypanosomatida; Trypanosomatidae. The transcript has a single exon.
AGCUUUUGAUUUCGCCAACGCACAGUUGAAAGAGGCGUCGUUGUUCUCCUUCACACCUGAGCAGCCGUUUGUCCUUCUUCUCUCUCUCUCUCUGUGUGUGUGUGUAUUGGUAACCCUCUCCUUCGGUGAUACUCGCUGGGAGAAGGUGGCGGAGACGGAGGAGAAAUUUUAUUUCCUGCCGUCCCCUUUUUGGUUUCUUGUUUUUCUUUUUAGGGAGGCGUGGACACGCGAGGAGUCCCCUUACUUGGCGGUUCAACACGGUGCACGUGCUUACAGGAGUCCAAGCGCUGUUGUGCCUUGAACCGCGAUUAUUCUCGGGGCGAGAACAGCAGAGAACGAGUUUUAAAAGCCGCACUUUUCUUUCUCCCUCUCUUCUUUCUUCUUUCUUCUCACCACGAGGCAUCGCACGUGUACAUACAUAUACACACACUAUAUAUGCAUUACAACUCUGAAGUUUCUUCUGCCCGGCAGCUUCGUUUUCCUUCUGCCUUGUCUUGCUCGACGGUGUUGUUCGCCCCCUUCUUUCAUCGUAUUCUUUUCUUCAUUGCGCAUAUAUAUAUAUAUAUAUAUAUUCCUUGUACUACUCCUUGUUCUUGUUUCUCAUUAGAAGACCUUCCUUUCUACUUCUCCCCCCCCCUCCCUCCAUCCAUCCCCUUUCUCAUGCCCUAUGCGAUUACGUACUUGCUUGAUCGAUCCCCACACUUACAGAAACGACGCAGGCAGUUCGCAGACGUCUCUUCGACCUCCCUCUCGUUGGUUCAUUUCUUUUCUCUUUUCCUGUUUUGAUAUAUAUUAAAACCGAUUAGAGAACUAAUAGACAGAGCACUCCCCUCCCCCUCCUCUUCCCCCCAGUUGAUGAUGCAUCGGGCAACGCGUUUUUUACUCUUCCGAAGUUCUCCACACCCGCGUGAAAUUCCUGUCGCGCUGCUCCGGACGUACCUUGCGCUCUGCGCACUGCUCGCGUAUUCCUGCGCGCACGCCGCCACGACAACGGACGGCGGGGCCACCGUCGCCGACAUCCGCGGUCCUGCAGGACGUCGACACAACUUCUGGUGGUGGCUCGCCCUCGGCGUCUCGGGUCUGCUACUUCUUCUGCUCAUGCUUCUCCUUGCACUGUCCUGGUGUUGCUGUGCGCGUCACUCGUCGCCGCCGCAGCGGCGUUGUCGCUGCCGGUCGAAGCAGCACGAGAACCGCAACGGCGGCGAUGACGGCCCCUCCGACGACGCACUCGCGACAUCGCCAGACAACUUCACCACCCGCCACGGCAGUCACGAUACCAAUGACGAGGCACAUCAACGCGACGGAGCGGCCGAGGCAGAGGUGGUGGCUCUCUCGAACUGCGCGACGACGACUCGCAAGGGCAAUCACGGCGACCAUGUUGCGGGCAACGAUGCGACGCUACCGCCUGUUGAGGCGAGGCACCAUGAGAGAAGAAGAAUAUUUUUAAUAGGUGCUGGUGGUAGUAAGAAGGCGAAGAGAUCAUCUCCCCCACGUAAGCAUUCCAAACAACCACGCUCGCAUACUGCUCCUCUGGCCGCUUCGACUGUUGCAGCUCCAGCGGCGACGUGGACAAAUAAACCACGUACUCGAGCUCCGGCGAGCCCCAUCACCCCGGCAAGGCCAAUCCCCUUCGUCGAGCACUUCCUGCCGGUAGAGCACGAAAUGUCUGAUGUUACGGAGGCACCGAAUCCCUUCAGUCGAGCCGGCGGGCGUUACCACGAGGUGGUCGAGGUGCCGUCCCCUGCGGCGGUAAUCGCGGUCGAGGCAACCGACCUCACUGCGGCAGGGACGCCACUCGACGCACGGGUGAAUGAGGCGGCAGCGGUGGAGGUGCCCGCGUUUACGCAGUCUCCGAGCCCGCCUCAGCCACGCAACUCCCCAGAACGGGUGGUGGACGUGCCGAGCCGCCGCGUUGCGCAACCAGACGUAGGUCAGGACCCCCCCUCACUCCAGCACGAGCGGCAGCGAGAACGACAGCUGCUGCUUGCCAAGUCUCCCAUGCGAUCCUCGAUGAAGUCUCAGGAUGUUAACAGGACAGCUGAGACUGCACCGACGGCAGCGGCAAUCACCCGCGGAUCCGCAAAGCAGUAUUUCUUCGACUCUCAACGUAAGCCCACCCCGACUCGGCCGUCUAACACGUGUGCGCCCACCACUGUCACUACCAUUACUACCGCGGCAUCAUCACCGCUGCGGGAGUCACCUCAUCCAGCAUCGGUGGCACAGCAGCAGCAGCAGCAGCAGCAGCAGUGGCGACUGAAAAGUCCACGGAGGCGGAGUCCCUCCACCCCACCUUCUUUGGUUCCAUCAGCGGCGCUUUCGGAAGGCAGGGAGCGACCUUCCAUCGGGACACCGUACCGGAGUCAUGUCUUCAGCCCUCUCCGACUGACGGGCUUCGAGUCGGAGGCCGCACCGCCAUCAAAGGACCUCAGCUCCGCCCAACGCAGUGACCUCGACGAAGCAGCGGAGGUGGCGGUGGCACCGAUUGUACCGUCGGACCGCCCCCCACGCUACCAACAUCCGUCUUCGAAGCCGCGAGUCCCUCCAUUGGACUCGACGCACCUUGCGCAUGCUGCCACGGCUGCCCAGCAGCAGCAGCAGCAGAGGCAGCCACACCAGCACCGCUACACAUCGACGUCUUCUGCUACGAAGCGCAUUGAGCUCUUCCGCAAGGGCAGUCACAAGGUGAAGGAGCCGUCGCCGUCGCGGGCGAAGGGGCGGUCGGGCAGUGCACCGGCUGUCAAUGGACGAUCGCCGCUGCCCGUCACGGCGACGCCACCGUCACUUCUUGCGGCCCCACCGGGCUACGGCAGCGACAACAGCAGACGCACGUCCAGCACCGUGACGAAAGGCGUGCCACAGCUGUUCUUUGGGAAGCGAGAGGCCCCACCGGCGCACACGACGAGCGCAUAUCAGCGGCCGCCGCGGCCGGAGUCGACUGCGCUGCACCGCCAAACGAGAGGGAGUAGUGAGGAGGGCAGCAGGAAGGUGCGGACGGCGUUGCCGCUCUCGGCCGUCCACGUCGCGCCGACAUCACCCGCCUCGUUGCUCCUCUCCGGCAGUGCUCUUGGAGCAGGUGAUGCGGCUGCUGCGGCAUUGGUCGGAGGUGGUGGUGGUCGCGCUGGCUUGUCCCGGCAGAGCUCCCCCUCGCACUACGGCUCCGUGGCGUCGUCCGCAAACGGAGGGAACUCGCCCUCCCGCACCAGCCUUGGCCGUUUGCGCAGCUCCAGUAAGGUGCGUUUCGUAGAUGAGGACGGCGUGUCGGGCAGCACGGCUGGUGGCGAGUGGCGGCGGGAGAGGGAUGGCGCUGGUACUGGCGUCUCUCCCUCCUCUUCCGCCGCACCGGGACCCGGCAACGGCGCCGCUGCCACCACGCCCACCCAAAGCUCUCUUGUCUCCUCCAGCUUUCAUGGGUCAGGAGCGGCGUUGAAGGGGCGUCCGCAGGUUGCCUCAGUAGCCACUUUCGUAGCAGCGAAGAAGGAAGCGCUGCCAGACCUGCCACCUGUGGCAGCCACGGCGCAGGUGGUGGUUGAACAAGGUCGUCGCACUGCGGUGCAACAGGCGCAGCAGCAGCAGCAGCAACCGCCAUUCACGACUCCUGCGACAACCGUAGCCACUCCAACAUCGAGGACGGCCGCAGGAGGCAUCGUAGAGCCACCACCGCGGCACACCACAGGUCUAGCGCGACAGCCUCACGCCAGCGUCCGCGCCUCUCCCGAGACGGUGACCCCGCCCUUCUCCACUGCGACGGCCGCACCGCUAGAAGCCCCACCGGUGCCGUCGCUGAGGGCGACACCAACAGCAGCAACGAUGCCGCCUUCCUCUGCUACUCAAAGGCAGCAGCAGCCACCGUCAUUAUCGUUAUCCUCACCACAGCAGAGCCGUGUCGCAGAGGCCCCUGUCAGCUCUCGUGUCCGUUCGAGUAUACCACGCGUCCGCGACGACGUGUCACCUGUGCGUGCUGGUCGGGAGGACUCCGAGUCGGUGCAUAGCGAGGCGAGCACCAUGCCAGCCGGGAUGCUGCCGUCGCGGUCGCAAGACUGGCAGGUCAGCUCGAGUGCCGCCCCUUCGCCGCAGACGUCGCAGCAGCAGCAGCCUCUUUACUCCACCAUCUCUCCCUACAACAGCACUCAUCGCAUGUCUCCUACCGCUGCUACUGCUGCUACCACUACUGCGGCAUCGACGGAGGCGAGCUACCCGCGUCACGCCUCUGGCAUUGAGGUGCUGCGCAUUACACGUGCGUCUGGUGAUGUGCAGCUGAUGCCGCCGCCGGCGUCGUCGUCGACUGCGGUCUCCCAGCACCGCAGAGAGGUGGACGAGCCUCGGGUAAGGAUGAACAGCACGUCGCGCUUUGCGUCGGGUCAGGCAGGAGGGUCCGGUGUGGGGGACAAGAGGGCGCCUGCGUUGCGCCGUGCGAGUGGCGGGGAUGACGCUUACGUGGUCGUUGCUGGUGACGGGCCUGCAGACGCGCCACCGACUCGGACGAAUGCCGACCCGCGAGGCGGCCUCAGCGCGCAACACGCGCACCACCGCCAUAGCCAUCGCUUUGGCUCCACGAAGAACGGCAGCAGCAGACACGCCCGCGCUGAUUGA